Molecule: messenger RNA, 1335 nt
Organism: Talaromyces atroroseus
Lineage: Eukaryota; Fungi; Ascomycota; Eurotiomycetes; Eurotiales; Trichocomaceae
Exons: 3
Coding region: 1-1335 (444 amino acids)
Source: RefSeq, a predicted model, not a curated record
AUGCCACGCCUUCUCCCGUGGCUAGCGGACGACAGACGGCGCAACAAUGCUGAGCGCAGUCCAGCCCCUACGCGCCGUCGCGUAACUGCAAAUUCAAGCCGCCGUCGCACGCCGUCACCGCCAGCGAACCAAGGCGGCGCAGAACGUGCAUCGGCUCUGCAGUUGACUCCCAGACAUAUCGAUGUUCUGAGAUCUUCGCGGAGUCCUCCAACUUCGCCGGUAGAAGCUCCUCCCAUCGAAGAAUAUAUUAAAGAAGGGUUUGAUAAUGACGACAUGUAUAUCAUGGUUGAAGACGAGUUCUACGCGAUCGCGCAACAGUUCACGAGACAUCUACACCAUGCCGAGUACGUGAAGCGGCGAAAACAGGCCAAAAAUAUGAAUGCGUCGGUUCUGAGGGACAUUAAUCGACCGACAGACCAGAACACCAUAAUGAGAGCAGAGACCUUGAAGCGCAAGGAGGCCGAACGUCUGCGCGAGCGACAGAAGCGAGGGCUGGCGCCUACAUCGAGACGGCCGCGGACGGAGGAAGAAAAAGAUGAAGAAGAAGGAUUGAGUGAGCUAGAUGAGGAGGAGCGUGAAGAUGAUCCGUGGUUUGGCACUUCAUUGCAUACUUUGAUGGCAAGUCCAAGGAAGAAUAGGUCGCUUGUCGGCCUGCAGAGUAUCAGAUCGAGUACGAGAGCAGCAGCUGGGUUUCGCUCUUCUGAAGUUGCGAGGUCUCUGAGUGGCCAUAGCAAUGUUAGGCGGUCGGUUUCUUCUCUGCCGAGAAAUGAGCAGCAGCGACGAUCGGUGAUUGAGUCGCCGGCAAUCUCGCCUCCAGCUAAUGCCGAUGAUGACGAAGACGAUGAAGACGAUGAUUUGGAAAUCAUCGAAUCUAGGUCAAGCAGGCCAAAUCCAUUACCACAGUCAGAUGUGCGCGUGCGUACGCGUCUGAUUAAGAGAGAGUCUCCAGAAAGAGAUAUCAAUCCAGCACUUCAACGUACGACACCAAACGGGAUUCAAAGUGGACGUCGGAUAGUAAAAUCGGAAGACCAACAAACAAAGAAUAACGCCAAUUUCGAAUCGAGUACCCCUUUACGCCGAAGUGAUUUGGAACAUGAGCGAAAACUAAUACCUACUGAGCUUGCCCGUUCUGAACCCAGACCCAGGAAGAGAAUACUUCUUGAUGAAAUGGACGAUGUUGUCACAGUCGAUAUUAAAGAGGAAGAAGAGUCAAAAAAUAAUAUAAUACAGGGCCAGCCUCGAAGGUCAUUAUCAACAAAUCGUACACCUGAGCAACAACAACAAAGGACAUCCAAAAGAUCUCGCCUGAACGAUAUUCCGACAUUUCUAGUGUGA